This is a messenger RNA of Anastrepha obliqua, 1038 nucleotides long. RefSeq names its product acylpyruvase FAHD1, mitochondrial. Bases 196 to 939 code for a protein of 247 amino acids. NCBI's taxonomy places the organism in Eukaryota, Metazoa, Arthropoda, Insecta, Diptera, Tephritidae. Gene Ontology annotation, cellular component: mitochondrion. The transcript is spliced from 3 exons. Gene Ontology annotation, molecular function: acetylpyruvate hydrolase activity. The record is from RefSeq and is a predicted model, not a curated record.
UAUCAUUUUUCUUCUCAAUGUUAGGUCAAAAGUAAUAGCUCUUAUCUGGUUACAUGUACAAUAAAUAAUGCCGGAGGCUGGCCUCACCAGAUAAUGUACAUAUAUGCCGUUUCUCGGAUCAGUCUCUCUACGCAUAUAAAAUACAUAGCUACUAGUUUUUUCAGCACUGUAACUCCCAAUCACUACAAUUAAAAAAUGAACUUAUUUAGUUACGUUUUUGCUGUCACGGGGAGAACAUAUCGAAGAAUGGCGUCCUCUUCAAGUAUAUCCGGAAAAUAUGAUUUUGUGGAGAAAGGCAAAAAAAUUCUUGGAGCUGCACUUAACUACAUGGAUAUCGUACGUUCUCGCAAUGUAGAUGUGCCGAAAGAACCUCUUUUAUUUCUUAAACCAACAUCAUCCUACGAGAUUGAAGGCAAGCCAAUUGUGAUUCCCAGAGUGUUUACAAAAGUUGCUCACGAGGUUGAAUUAGGAGUGAUAAUUGGAAAACAAUGUAAAAAUGUCUCAAAGGAAGAAGCCCUAAACUAUGUGAGUGGUUAUUGCCUAGCGCUUGACAUGACGGCACAAUGCAAUUUGGGAGUAGCACGCGCGAAUGGUCAUCCGUGGAGUUUAGGUAAAGGCUUCGACACUUCAACGCCUGUUUCACGUUUUAUAUCCUGCAGUGAGAUCAAAGAUCCUCACAAUUUGCCGCUAUGGUUGAAAGUGAAUGGGGAACUCCGCCAGCGCGGAAACACUGCUGACCUUAUUUUUAAAGUGGAUGACCUUAUCGCCUAUGCUUCAAAAUAUAUGACCCUUGAGCCAAAUGAUCUUAUUCUAACGGGUACACCAGACGGAGCAUCGCCAAUAAAAUCGGGUGACGUAAUCGAUGCGGGCAUUGGUGACAACCUGCAGAUAAAGUUUGUUGUUAUGGAUGAAGACCAGGCAAAUAGAUGUGCAUGUUAAUCAAUAUUUACUUUUACAAAAUGUUGUUUUUACACUAAUGUUAUUUUAUUUUAAACGUUAAUACCACAUUAAAAAUGUUAGCAACUGAUUUCUGUUAUA